GAUGAUUUUCCUUAAUGGCUGGUAGCUUCUUCGUGCUUAUUGGCUGCGGGAUAGUGGCUGCUAGCUUCAGCCUAGUUAUGUAAUUACAUAAAUAGAAAUUAUGGCCAUUAUCAUUUUAUUAGAAAGGAGUUGUCAAGCAAAAACCAAUCAUGGUCGUUGUGCAUGUAUCGUGCUUGCAUGUCUUUGUGUAUUCCAAUACGGACUUCGGGAGAUGAAGAUGGCACAAUUAUUUUAUUACGUAUUCUCUUGAGAAGCAUGUAUAAUUCUUCUAGAGAACGAAAGCCACGAGGUAAUUUGCGAGCUAAUUAAAAUGCGACAGGGUGCGACGGUGAAUUACGAGCCCAAUUAAAAUACGAAAGGGGUACCAAGUGAGGGGAAAAGAAAAGAUAAAAAUGUGGACCUAACUCCAGUUUGAAGCCCGAUAUCGGCCUUUAGUGUAGAGUGUACACGAGUGUUUUUCUGACACUUUACACACAAUACGUUGAUGUAGAGUGUACAUGGGAUUUUUUAAAUGACACUCUACACCUGAGUAGUGAGAGUAUGUUGUCAGUGAUUUUUCAAGAAACGACGUACACGCUACACACAAAAUGUAGGUGUAAAGUGGCGGCAGCUAUCGGCCAUCGUGCUUUAAUGUACAUCAUAUAUGUACAUGUAGUAGACGGACUAGAUUAUUCUUUGUUAUCAGUAACAUAUAUCAGUGAAAAACAACGGGAAAAAUAAUUCGUUAAACGAAUAUAAAGUCAUUUUAAGUACAUAUAAUGAGUUGGCAUAAUAAAACACUUUAGAAAAAUUUGUGAAUUCUUUUUGGAUUUGGAAAUUGACAAGAAAUCCUGUUUCUAUUUACAAAAAAUUGGCGAUUUCGCGGAUAAAACCCAGGAGAUUCCGGGGACUUCGCCCCACUGAGCCCCCACCAGGACCCUGGUGCCACUGGGAGCUUCAAGGCGGCCCUAUAACCCUUUGUCGUACUUUUCGUAAAAAAUGAUUGAAUAAGGACUAUACAUUUAUUAUGCAUUAACUUCUAAAAUCAAUAUUCUGGCACCAUGUGACUUUUAGAUUACCAAUUGCUCGUUCUUUACAGUGGGCGUGUCCAUUUUACGGUACCUAUUCUAAAAUCGGGGUGUCGACAGAAUUAGAACUGAUAAAAUACCUGGGCCUCUGCGGAGUUCUGUGGAUAAACAGCCAAGAAAUUCAAUUUAUCAGAGUCGUUCCGUGCAGUUUAUAUUUACAGUGGGGACUGUCAGGUCUUACCGAGUACAUUAGAUUUAAUUUUAUCUCAGUUCCUUGAUUUCACCCCAGUACAGGUACAAUAGAAGUUUCGCUUUAGUAAUGACUAUCUGGUGUUGUUUAUCCUCGAACACGUCUAGUAUAAAGCGGCGUUAUACUUCACCGUCACGGAUUAAAGUGAACGUUGGUUAAAAGAUGUGAAAACUGAAAAACAGACACAAAACAGCACCAUGAGAGGCUCAACAAAGCAACUAAGAACUAAAUUUGUGGUAUGUGUCGUUCUGGUGUCGACAGUGCUGGCAAUACACAUUUGGAAAUCUAACGACGCAGCUUCAUCGGAGAAGGCACGCCAGGAGCCUUACCGGUUCAUAGCCCGGAACCUGAAAUAUGUUAAAAACGGAACUCUAACUAUAUAUGGAAACUUUAAAGAUCGCGAAAAUUUAGAUAACAUGCUGGAAAUUAAUAAUAUAUCUAUGAUAAUCAAAGAAAUUAUAAAGGAUUACGAAGAAAGGAAAGCCGCUCAAAAAGCCAAAUGGCGUACACACCGAGAACAGUUUAGUGUCAGUGCUGAUGUAAAUAAAACUCUCGUUUCAUACUCUCCAUUGUACAAAAUACCAGAGAUAAAUUCAACUCCAUCACAAAAUGCCAUUUUGCCGAAGUAUUUUGCAAGCGAUCCGUCUACGAGAAACGUUAACUGUCAGCUGCUCUUCCAAGGGGACACAAACGAAGUCGAAAAGGCUCUUCGUUUAAGCAAAUCUCUUUCUCUCAAAACAACAGAGAAAAUGUUUAUCAACCAGACGAAGGACUGCAAGAAAUUCAUCAGUAACAGAGGGUAUAUCAUGGACUCGUUAAAUGAAGAAGAGAAAAACUUCUCCAUCGCUUACAGUAUGAUGGUUUAUAAGAACCCGGAGCAAUUUGAGAUUCUAUUAAGAGCCAUAUACCGUCCACAAAAUAUCUACUGCAUUCACGUGGACAAGAAAACGCCUCAAAGUGUCUACAAUGAAUUUGCAAGUAUUAUUAGGUGUUUUCCGAAUGUAUUUUUAGCUUCCAAGAGAAUAGCUGUGUAUUGGGGAUACGGGAGCGUACUGACCCAGGAAUUAGUUUGUAUGGCGGACUUGCUUAAAUAUAAAAAGUGGAGGUACUUUAUCAAUUUAACGGGUCAGGAAUUUCCUUUACGGACAAAUUACGAAAUGGUGAAGAUCCUGCAAAUUUAUAACGGGGCCAAUGAUCUGGAAUCAACGAUCCGGCGUGCUAACAAACUCCGUUGGUCAGCCGCAGGACCGCCACCUCACCAGAUCCGCCCAGUCAAAGGAUCCGUGCAUAUCACUGUCAACAGAAAGUUUGUGGACUAUGUUAUAAACAACCCCAUUGCCAAGGAUUUCUUGAACUGGACACAGAGAGUAGCGGUGCCAGACGAGACCUUCUUUGCUUCUAUGAACCACAAUCCUCAUUUAGGGAUUCCUGGAACCUAUAAAGGUGAGCCUGAGACUGAUCGAUCUGAAAAACCAUUUUUAACUCGAUUUAAGAAUUGGGGCACUGGAGUCUUUAACUGGCCUUGCAAUGGUCGUCGUGUGAGGCAAAUUUGCAUCUUUGGUAUUCGUGACCUUUCCCUUUUGGCUCGAAGGCCAGAGUUCUUCGCCAAUAAAUUCUACCUGUAUUAUCAGACGUACGCCCUACAGUGCAUGGCAGAACUACACUUUAACAGAACACGAGACGAAUAUCUCCAGCGCCUGCAAUUUCAAACAGAGUAUUACGAAAACUUAGAGUUCAUCAAACACGUUGUGUAAAAGCUGUAUUUUAUUAUGUUUUGUUGAUACUUGUUGAUAGUUUGUUGAUAAUUCUUCAAGAAUUAUUAGUCUAAGAAAUGUUACUCGAGUGAAUGUUAUGAUAUCGAUCUCCAAUUCAUGUGAAUUAUAGCUGUAUAUAUUGUAUUAACUAGCUUCGUUAAAUACAGUUGACAUAUUUAUACAAAAACAACUUGCUUCCUGUAAAAAUACCCAAUGGGAACAAAAAUUAUUUUUCACUAAUACUAUGAUCACACUGUCAUUUCCAAUCAAUACAUACCUCUAACAUAACAUACUCGUAUAUACUAUUCAAAAUACAUUGUGUAUACUUCCCAAUUUAUGACACAUUGCAUGCGAAAAUAUACCGGUACAUAGGCCAGCAUGCAAUCUAUGCUCUUUACUAGGUCACCUGAGUCACGUUCAUCUACUUUUAUCUGUUUCCGUCGUGCGUCGGUUGUAAACUUUUGAACAUUUUCAGCUUCUUCUCUGGAACGACUGAACCAAUUUCAAACAAAUGUUGGCCUGGAAUAUAACAUCUCCUGGCCUGGAAUAUAACAUUUGUGGGUCGUGGAAAAAAUGUGAUUUUCAUGAUCUCUGGCUCCCUGAGGGGUCCGACCAAAACCAUCAAAAUGAAUGUAAUCUUCAAAAGUCUUCUUCUCUACUCCUGGACAUCAAACACUCAAGCAAUUGGCAUGAUUAUAAUAAGCAAUACGCCCUUAUCAUAACUAAGAAAUCCAUGACUCCUGGGUUCCUAUCCCAGGGUUGGGCUCAGUUAUUCAUAUACUGAAAAUGCAUUAUUGUAUCUUUUAAAAUCCUCUUUACUUCUGAACACCAAGCAGUCAAACUGUUGGCAUAAUGAUAAUGUGCAAUGAGCCCUGGACGGACCAAAACUGUGAAAUUCAUGACCUCUGGUUUCUAGAUUCAUGCCUCGGGGUGUAGUUAAGUUAUUCAAAUAUAAAAAAUGCAUUUUAUCUCAGAAAAUCUUCUUUACUUCUGAAAAUUAAAGAGGCAAAAUGUGUGCGUGAUUAUUAUAAUCACUGCAGCCCAAAGGCUAUCCUAAAUUAAUAUACAUUGUAUAUUGAGUCCUCUACCAAAAACUGUGAAAUUCAUGAUCCCUGGGUUCUGACCCUAGGGUGGGACUAUGUUGUUAAUAUACCUAAAAUGCAUUAUAUCUUAGAAAAUCUUUUUCUUUACUUCUGGACACAAAAGCGUCAAACUAUUGGCAUGAUUAUGAUGAGCAAUGAGCCAUAUACCAAAACUGAAAUCAAUGAUCCAUGGGUUCAGGCGCUAGGGUGGAGCUAAGUUGGCAAUAUAUUGGAUUGAAAUAUAAUUGCUUAUUGUAAUUAGUAAUUACAAUAAUUGGAUACUUUGCAUUAUAUCUUAGAAAAUCUUCUAUACCUCUGAAAAUCAAGGAGGCAAAAAUAUUUGCAUGAUUAUAAUGAGCAUUGAACCCUCGACGAGAACUGUGAAAAUGACCCCCAGGUGUACGUCAUGUACUGAAAAUGCCUCAUAUCUUAGAUUUUUAUUUUACUUCUGGGCAUCAAAGAAUCAAACUGAUAUCAAAACUGUAAAUUUCAUGACCCCAAGAUUCAGGCACCAGGGUUUGACUAAACUGGUCAUAUAUAUUAUGUCGAACAUAUUCUUUACUGUUGGGUAUCAAGCAGACAAACUGUUUGUAAAAUUAUGAUAAGCAAUGAUCCUUGGAUUCAAGUCCCCUGGGUGGGGUUUAGUUGAUCGUGUGUUGAAAAUGCAAAAUAGUUUAGAAAUUUUUUAUACUUUUGGACAUCAAGCAAACAAACUCUUUGCGUGAUUAUAAUGAGCAAUGAGCCCUCUUUGAAAACUUUUUAAAAAAUAACUACCCUUUUAAAGCUCAUAUAGAAAAUUUCAUAUCGGUUUGAUGUGAUAAUAAAAGACUUAAAUCUCCUAAACCAAAAAUUGGAAAUGAUUGAUUGUGUGUGAUAGUUAUACCAAUAUAUGUAUCAUCCAGUACAGAGUACAGUAUCAGAAUGGAGAAGUAUGAAAAACACAUGUGAUAACGCAGUGAUCUCUAAACACCACAAAAUGUGCAUACUCAGGUGACCGUCAAGGCCCGAGGGCCUUUUGUGUGAACUUAAAGUAGGGGUCUAGUAGUGUGACGUCAUGUCCGGAUCGAACUCUGGUAUUGGUUCACGUACUAUUAUUAUCAAACGUAUUUAUACAUUUGCCUGGAUGUUUUUUAAUUUAGUAAAAUGAAUACAAUAACACUCGAUCACUUAUAUUUGAGUAGACUAUGGCUCCAAUCUUCUUUCCAUUUUUUGUCAUCUAAUUCACACAUAAAACCAGAGGUACAUAUUUGUUUUAUUGAUAUACAGGGGUAUUACAUGUUAAAAUUAUCUGUAAAUUAAAAAAAAAUUCAUGAUAUGCAUUAAUGGACUUGUGGAAUUAAAUAAAACAAUUCUGCACUUGUUAUAUUCUAUUAUGUGAAAAUCAUCUUCAAAUUAAUGGCUAUUUUGGACAAAAAAUGUAAAUAUAAAUCGAGACGCUGUGAAAAUAUUAUGCUGAGAAAGGGCAGAUUUUUAAAAUGUAUUUUAACAAGCAUUCAUAUAUGAAAAUAAUAUGUGAGUUUGAAUGAAAAAUCACAAGUCAAAUUUUUAAAAUAUUCAUAUUAGUGGUGUUGCAGUGCCGUAUUUUUGACUGCCGAGGGCCUGUAUUGAGUUCAGUUUUGUACCACCAUUAUUGAAAACCAUGAAACUGUGUUAAAAUGUCACUUUUAAUUAUUUAGUUAGACAUAUUUAUUUCAUAAUUGAGGGAAAAAAAUUGCAGCAUCAUACCUCAAACAAAAUUUUAUGGACAUAUUCUAGGAUUUCUUCAAUGAAUUCUGAUAUUGCCGUUUGAUAAAUGGGGGUACACGUAAUAAAAAUACCAUAAUUUACUCAUUAUACUGACAACCCCCCAUUUUUUUGUUUUUGUCAUACCCUCAAAUGAACAAUCUAAGUAUUUAAACUCAAAUUUUUGAGAAAUCACAAGUAGUUCCAGGACUAGGGACCUACCUUAAGCUUACAACACUCAUAUCAACAAGCAAUCGGAAGAGAUUCUGUCAUCUAAAAUUUUGACAAAGAAGAAUCCUAAGUAAUUCUCUUUUCCCCAAACUUUAUAUUCCUAAAUCGGAGGGGGGCACCGUUCGCCCCUCAAUUCAUUCAGGUUAAAGUUCUUACCAUUCAUUACUACCACCAAAAAUGUGGGAUGUGGGCCAAUCCACCAAUAUAUCUUACUUGACUUUGUUUCGAUUGUAGUUCCACUUUGUUUGCCAAACUUUUUUCAUCAUGUUUUCAUUAAGGUAGCUCCACCCGUAUGUGACUUAUCAAUAUUAAAGAUUGAAAGUGGAAAAACCGUAUCAAUUUCCACUCAGUAUAAUUUGAUUUAAUUAAUAGCCAAAGAAAAAAAUUUAUGUUGCCAACCCUUUUUUAAGAUGUCAGACAUACAAAAACAGAAGUAUAGGUCAGCAUAAAAAAAUCCUACAUUUUCGUAAAAUAGAAUAUAUCUGGUGCAAUUCCUAUUUAAAUUUUGUGACCAGUUGAGGGCGUUGAAUUAAAACGAUAUCAAUGUCUACCCCUGAUAAGGAUACAUGCGUUUUUUGUUCGUUACAAAGCAAACAGAGGUAUUUUGUUGUGUGUUGAACCAGAAUGUCUUUUAGUAUUGAUAUCUGAAGGUCUUUCAGUUGAAAAUUUAAAUUUCGCCGUUGUAAACAAACUUUGCUUCGAACUUCAUUUGUGGUGGGAUGUCGGUGAGGGGUAUAUGUAUCCUCGGAUUGACCGACCUUCCACUUUAAAUUGGUGAGACGACCAGAGCUCUUUAGAGAAUCUGCCGCAUACCCUACUUGUGUUAAGAGGAGUUGCAUUUUAACAGGACAAGGGACGAAUUUUACAAGUGAAUACAACUCCAGACCGACUAGUAUGAGAGUUUAGAGUAUCUCAAAAAUGUGGUUUAAAAUUCUUUCUCAUCAAUAUUCAUUUGGUGUAAUAUGUAUUUAUCAUAAUUAUUAUGAUUUACAGUGUAUAUGACUGAAGUCAUGAUUUCUCAAACUCAUGUCACCCUUCCUCCAGAAUUGUACCUUUAUCAUCAAUACGGACUGCCAAAUUAACAUAAACUCAAAUAAUUUAGUUGAAAGAGAGCGAUAAUUCAAUUAAUGUGUGUAUCAUUUGAAGUAAUGCGCGCAAUUAAUGAAUUAAUCCUAUAUUCAAUUGAAUUAAUGAUAUCAAUAAUUCAAUGGACCGAUUAAUCAAUUAGAAACAUUUUCAAUUCAGCGUAUUCACAAUAAAUUUAAUGAUCUCUUUUAUUAAAUUUUAAGUCCUAUUACAAACUCUUUCUCAAUGAUUCAAGUCUUCAGUUGAAUGAAGUAGAUAGUGAUUUGAUGCCGAGUGAUUCAGUUAAUAUCUUCACGAGAUUAAUGAUAUUAUAGGAUUAAACAUUCUUUUUGAAGAAUUUAUCGAUGUGUAAACUCCGGACAAUUUACUCACAAACUGAAUAAAAGUGCGAAGCACUUUUAUGUUAAGUUUGUGAGUAAAAUGUCCGGAGUUUACACAUCGAUAAAUUCUUCAAAAAGAAUGUUUGAUUCUUAUAAUUCCAAUUCGUUCACUUUAUUAACAAUUGCAAAAAUUUGAAUAGUUUCCCUGCACUAUGUUAUUUGUUUUCAGGCGUGUAUGAAUAUAUCGCGUUUUCGGAUUUAUUGAUGUGUAAACUCUUGUUCAGCUUUAUUUUUGUCCAAUCAAAACAAUUGUAAUAAAUGAUAUUGGAAUUAUCA
Ostrea edulis (European flat oyster) is the source of this 7788-nucleotide messenger RNA. Its product is annotated as beta-1,3-galactosyl-O-glycosyl-glycoprotein beta-1,6-N-acetylglucosaminyltransferase-like. Gene Ontology annotation, molecular function: acetylglucosaminyltransferase activity. Gene Ontology annotation, cellular component: membrane. The transcript is spliced from 3 exons. Lineage: Eukaryota; Metazoa; Mollusca; Bivalvia; Ostreida; Ostreidae. Bases 1455 to 3011 code for a protein of 518 amino acids. The record is from RefSeq and is a predicted model, not a curated record.